AUGAAGUUCUCCACCGUCGCAGUUCUAUUCUUAAGCAGUGUCGUGACUGCACUUCCCCAGCCCUUGGCUGGCAAGGAAGCCAUCUCGGACCUUCAGGCACGAGUCGCCUCGAACAACCCCGGUGGCGACGUAGGCGGCGCUAUCCUUGUCGACAGAGACCUUGAACAAGAUGACGAUGAGGGCCAGGAAAUCAACACAUUGGACACGAGAGAACCAAAGCAAGGUGGAAAUGGAGGUGGUGGUGGCUCAAGCUUGAUCGAGCAGCUCCAGAGCACCUUUGACCGCAACAACCCCAACGGAACCCCCACAGCACCCGGUGACCCGGCUGAUCUCAACGGCGACGGUGUUAUCAACGUUUUCGAGGCUGGUGCCCAAGCAUCCUAG
This is a messenger RNA of Colletotrichum phormii, 384 nucleotides long. RefSeq lists its product as uncharacterized. The coding region runs from base 1 to 384 and encodes 127 amino acids. The record is from RefSeq and is a predicted model, not a curated record. NCBI's taxonomy places the organism in Eukaryota, Fungi, Ascomycota, Sordariomycetes, Glomerellales, Glomerellaceae. The transcript has a single exon.